AUGACCCAGCAGGGCGGUGAAUACAUAGGAAAAAGGAAUAUGACGAUCCAAGGAUAUCAAUGCCUUCCCUGGAAAGCAGUUACAAGCACUGGUGUUCGAUUCUUGUCGUUCCCCGAUUCAGAGAGCGUCGACGCAUAUCACAACUUCUGCCGAAAUCCGUGGACGACGAAGACCGAUUCCCUAUACUACAUGAAUGUGAACAUUGCUCCUUGGUGCUACUAUUACGACAAUUAUAAAGGCAGCCCAUGGUGGGCUUAUUGCGACAUCCCAUUCUGCAGUAGGCGAGUUGAGUACAAAGGAGCCAGAACGGGCGUGUACCCGGAAUGCCGAUUGUCAGAGAAAGGGAGGGAAUACGUUGGUAGCCAGAACGAGACAGAAACCGGAAAGGCUUGUCUAUCGUGGGAUUUAAGUCCAUACGGCGUUCCUUGGGAUUUCUUCCCUAGAUGGCUACCUCCACAUUUCGGGUCCAGAGGCGACUUUUACAUGGAUCCCACCAGUUAUUUGCUGGACUUUAAUAUCAGUCAUAACCAUUGCAGAAACCCUGGGCUGUACAGGGAGCGACCAUGGUGCUUCGUCUCAGACGUGAACGCGAAAUGGGAAUACUGCGACAUCCCCUUCUGCCAAGACCUCGAAGUUCUGGNAGACGUGAAGGGGGUGUCAUACAUAGGCACGAAAAAUGUGACCAGAAAAGGACACAAGUGCGUGGCAUGGAUUGUUGGUUGGAUGGGCCAAGAAGAACAUGAUUAUUCCGACUAUACGGAAAAGGCUAACAUGAUCAGCAAUUUCCAAAAGAGGUUAAAGGACGAUUUGUACCCCACUCACAACUUCUGCCGGAAUUGGAACGAUGACGAUGAAGGUCCUUGGUGCUACAAGAGCGACGGGCGUGGUAGGGAAUAUUGCGAUAUUCCCAUAUGUACCGAAAACGUUUCCGAGAAGUAUGAACAUUGA
This is a messenger RNA of Darwinula stevensoni, 948 nucleotides long. Lineage: Eukaryota; Metazoa; Arthropoda; Ostracoda; Podocopida; Darwinulidae. The record is from the annotation of a GenBank genome assembly.